Bombyx mandarina (wild silkworm) is the source of this 600-nucleotide messenger RNA. RefSeq lists its product as uncharacterized. The record is from RefSeq and is a predicted model, not a curated record. Lineage: Eukaryota; Metazoa; Arthropoda; Insecta; Lepidoptera; Bombycidae.
CAAAAUUUACUUAGCAUUGUUUGUAGUACAGCACAGGCCACAAAUGUAACCCUACGAGAUGCAUGUAUAGCAUGUUUCUCAAGGGUUACAUCAAUGCAGGAAGGACCGCAACAACUGACAGCUUUAAGUACUUGCGCCACUCAGUAUUUUACGAAUACCUCAUACUCUAGUUGCGCAACAUCCCUAAUGGUCCUGUCCACGUCAGCUUUAAAUGUGAAACCAUCUGGUUGCUAUAUGGGAUACUGUGAUUUCGUGAGAUGUCUUCGAAGAAUUAACUCAGUUAAUUUGAUAACUCAAUGCACUAGGGAAGCAAGAACAGGAGUCAAUUUAUCCUUAGAUUCCGACAAUGUUCGUUUUUACACGAAUGUCACUUCGUGUAUUUUAGCGAAAACUAGAUGCGGUUCCUUUAAUCCGAUUACUGGUGAUCCUCAAGUACCAGGAUAUUCAACCGCUGGUGUUAGAUUAAGUAAUGCUUUGCAGUUUUCGGCAAGUGGUGAAUUAAGGAUACUAGCUUUUCCAACGCAAACUCCAGUUACCAAUGCCUUUUGUGCCAUUUCUAAUAACCUCACUCAAACAAAUUGGCUAACAAACGUUUGUUAA